Molecule: messenger RNA, 213 nt
Organism: Hyaloperonospora brassicae
Lineage: Eukaryota; Oomycota; Peronosporomycetes; Peronosporales; Peronosporaceae
Source: the annotation of a GenBank genome assembly
AUGAAAGCAAAAGAGUUUGUCGCCUUUGGCAAAAAGAUCGUCGCCAUCGGGAAGAACUACGAGGCCCAUGCGCGCGAGAUGGGGGGCACUACGACUCGGAAUAGUCCCGUGCUUUUCCUGAAACCCACGACCAGCUAUGUACGCAAUGGCAACAACGUGCUGCUCCCCCUGGCAUUGGGGAAGUGCAUCACGAAGUGGAGCUCGGUGUGGUGA